AUAAAACUGCAUUAACCUUUCUUAACCAAAGCCAAACUGAUGGGGCAGAGCGGCGGCACAAAAAGUAAAAGAAGGGGAGCAAUACCUGCUAUUCGCAUCCACUGCAGCAUAGGAUACCCAGCGUCAUGUGUCCGAACACCUGAGGUUGGGAUCAGUUACGCCCCUGAGUAGACAUCACCCUGUGACCGAGAGAUCGCCGACGUCGGGGAGCAGUGUGCAGUAGGGAGCAUAUGUGGUCAUCUUGGGCCAGGUGGACGGGACGUUGUGAAUUGUUCUGGACUGACAGUGAUGGAUUCUGUAAACUGCUUUUACAGAAUGCUAGAAACAGAAGGUUUAUCCGCAGCAACUCAAAAUCCAGAGAACCGUUUGCCUUCUCUCAAUGCUUAUGCUGGACCAAAGUAAAUUUUUAAAGUUUCUUUACAGAGCAUCAGAAGAGGUAUUGCCGUCAGCAAGUUCCAAACAAACAAAUCAAUAUCUAAUAGAAUCAUUCAAUUCGUCAGGAACUGGAUAGAUCGGACUUGGACCGGAAGAAUUUGUAAUCCCAGUUCUCCAACUAAGUGUCACAUCAGGAUCUGAUGGAAAUGGUCAACUCAUCGGGAUGUGACCAUCAUUCACAUUUCAAAAUGGAUAAAAAAAACACCAUUCCGAGUGGAGAGAAGCCAUGGAAAUGCGGAGACUGUGGGAAGGGAUUCAAUUACCCGUCACAGCUGGAAACUCACUGGCGCAGUCACACUGGUGAGCGCCCAUUUAGCUGCUCUGUAUGUGGCAAGGGAUUUACUCAGUUAUCCAAUGUACUGACUCAUCAGCAUGUUCACACUGAGGAGAGAAGGUUUAAAUGCUCUGACUGUGAAAAGAGCUUUAAAAAUCAAUAUGCACUGACUGAACACCAGCGAGUUCACAACAGGCAUGCACCGUUCAGCUGCUUCCAGUGUGGGAAGAGCUUCAGGACUUCAUCCCAACUACUGAGACACCAACAAGCUCACACUGAUGAGAGACCUUUUAAGUGUCCAGACUGUGGGAAAUGCUGCAAAAGCUCCAAGGAUCUGAUGUCCCAUCAACUAGUUCAUACUGAGGACAAACCAUUCAAGUGCUCUCACUGUGGGAAUGGAUUCAGACGAUCAUCUGACCUCACCGUACACCAGCGAGUUCAUACUGGGGAGAGGCCGUUCACUUGCUCCCAGUGUGGGAAAAGAUUUACUCAGUCAUCCCAUCUGCUGACACACCAGCGAGUUCACUCUUCUGAGAGGCCAUUCACCUGCUCUGAUUGUGGGAAGAGAUUCACUCAAUUAUCCACUUUGCAGAAUCACCAGAGAAUCCACUCUGAAAAGAGGCCGUUCACCUGCUCUGAUUGUGGGAAGGGAUUCACUCGGUCAUCCACCUUGCUGAGACACCAGAGGGUUCACACUGAUGAGAGACCUUUUAAAUGCUUGGACUGUAAGAAGUGCUUCAAAAGUUCUGGGGAGCUCAUGUACCAUCAACGUGUUCACACCGAUGAAAAACCAUUUAGAUGCUCUCACUGUGGGUCAGGGUUCAGGCGAUCAUGGCAACUCAGUGAACACCAAAUGAUUCACACUGGGAAGAGACCAUUCUCCUGCUAUGUGUGUGGGAAGGGAUUCACUCAUUCAUCCAACCUGCUGAGACACAGGCGAGGUCACAAGUAACAGCAGGGUUUGGUUUCUGCUGUUAUUGCUGCUGUUAAUCACAAGCAGGACUGAAUCACUUUCAUUCAGAGAAGCAGUGGGUGGGUGUUGAGCCCGAUUUCAGUUACCCCAGUUAGUUAGUAGUGCCCAGCAGCAUCUCUCAUUCAUAUGUGAACAGACCAUCACGUAUGCACAUCCCACUUUUAAAUUGAAAUUUGCUCAGGAUCAACAUUGAACUGAAGGGCAACAAUAAACUGAUCAGAGUACCGUAAGUCCAGGAUGAGACUGGGUAAGCUCUGGAUGUUGGGAAUCUCCCCUGAUCUGUUUGAUAGACAUGCUCGUUAAACCUGUCAGAUAUUGAAGGAAUUAUUCUUAUGAAUAACUUCACCAACUGAUCACCUCAGACUCCUCCCUGCUGUAAUGAAUACUCAUCCAUUGGAGCUGAUUUACACUGACUGACCUGUGCCAUCUUUGUUCCUUUUGUGAAGUCACUGUCCCAUUAGAGCUGAACUGCUGGAUAACUCUGACAGUCGUAUAUUUCUAUAUAGACGCUGUCAGUACAAAUUUAACUGUAAGUUGUAAAUUGUGUCAAAGGAAUGAUAUAAUGUGUAGUUCUGGUCCACACAUAAUAGGAAAGGCUUUGGAGAGGGUGCAAAAUAGGAUGUUGCCUGGACUGGAAUAUAUUAACUGUAAGGAGAGGUUGGACAAGUUGGAUGUAUUGAAUGCUGAGGGGCGAUAUGAUAGAAGUAUAUCAAAUUAUGAGAGGCAUGGGAUAGUCUGAAUCUUUUUCCCUGGGAGGAAAUGCCAAAUACCAAAGGGCAUGGGUUUGAGAUGAGAAGUGAAAAGUUCAAAGGAAAUGUGUGAGGCAGGUUUUUUUGCACAGAAGAGGUAAGUGCCUGGAAUCUGAUUAUGGGGAGGUGGUAGAAGAAGAAAUAAAAGCCAUAUUUAAGAGGUACUUAGACAGAAAUAUGAUCAGUCAGGAAUAUAUGGACCUUGUAUGGGCAGCUGGGAUUAUUUUAGAAUGGCAUCAUGCUUGGCCUUUUCCUGUGCUAUUCUUUUCUUCAGCAGAGAGCAGCGGGAGCUGGGCGGAAGUGAGGUCGGAGCAGAGAGGCGGUUGGGAAGGUAAGUGACCGUUAUUUAAACACUUAGCUGCACAAGUGAUGUGCUGUAGCUGUAUGAUGUGGGAGCUGGCUGAUCCCAUUGUGAACGGCAGCGACCACAUCUGCAACAAGUGUUGGUUGCUGGAAGAACUCCGGAUCAGAGUAAAUGAUCUAGAAUCUGAGCUUCAAACUCUGCGGCACAUCCAGGAGGGGGAGAGUUACCACUUUGUUUCAGAGGGCAGUCACACCCGAUAGAUUAAAUAACACAAAUUCAGAAAGUGUUCAGGGACAAGGUGUGACUGUAAGUGAGGCAGGUAGGGGGAUUCAGAACUCAGGAGUGCAGGAGCCUCAGCCCUUGACCUUGACCAACAGGUAUGAGAUUCUUGCUCCCUGUACGGAUGAGGAAAAGGACGAUGAGCCAGCUGACCACAGCACCGUGGUGCAGAAGGCCAUUCAAGAGGGGGGAGCAAAAAGACAGGUAGUUAUUAUAGGGGAUUCUAUUAUUAGGGGAACAGAUAGUAUCCUAUGCAAGCCGGAUUGGGAGUCCCGCAUGGUGUGUUGUCUGCCCGGUGCCAGGGUGCGGGACAUCGCCGACUAGGUUGAAAGGAUAUUGGAGCAGGAGGGGGAGGAUCCAGUUGUUGUGGUCCACGUUGGGACGAACAACAUAGGCAAAGCUAGGGUAGAGGACCUGUUUAGGGAUUGUGAAGCACUAGGAAGGAAAUUGAACUACAGGUCCUCAAGGGUCAUAAUCUCCGGAUUACCACCCGAGCCACGUGCGAAUUGGCAGAGGGAAAAGAAAGUUAGGGAAGUUAACAUGUGGCUAAGGGAUUGGUGUGGGAAAGAGGGAUUCCAUUUCAUGGGGCAUUGGCAUCAGUUUUGGGACCGGUGGGAUCUGUACCAUUGGGACGGUCUCCACUUGAACUGAUCUGGAACCAGUGUUCUAGCGAAAAGGAUAAAUAGGGCGGUCAGUAGGACUUUAAACUCGUGAGUCAGGGGGAAGGGAAAGUGAAAGAGACAGGGAGUAUGGAGUUAAAUGGAAAGAUAAGCAACAGGACAGCAUGUGUACAGGUGGAUUUAAGUUCGAGGCAGACUAGGAAUACAGCAAAAAGGAACGAUAGCUUAAGACAUCUUGGGAUUUCCAACCUCUCUAAUAAUGAUAAGAAAGUUAGCAUCAAGGCACUUUAUCUAAAUGCUCGUAGUAAUCACAACAAAGUAGAUGAAUUAACAGCACCAAUCCUCUUGAAUGAUUAUGAUGUGGUAGGCAUCACAGAGACAUGGUUGCAGUGAGUUCAGGACUGGCAGUUGAAUAUCCAAGGAUUCACAACAGGGAGGUGGGCAGAUAGGGUGGGGUUGCCUUGUUAGUUAAGAAUGAAGUUAAAUCUACGGCACUGAAUGACGUAGGGUCAGAAGAUGUGGAGUCUGUGUGGGUGGAAUUGAGGAACCACAAAGACAAAAAAACUAUAAUGGGAGUUAUGUACAGACCUCCUAACAGUGAUCAGGGCCAGGGGUGCAAGAUACACCAUGAAAUAAAUAGGGCAUGUCAGAAAGGCAAGGUCACGGUGAUCAUGGGGGACUUCAAUAUGCAGGUGGAUUGGGUGAAUAAUGUUGCUGGUGGAUCCAAAGAAAAGGAAUUCAUGGAAUGUUUGAGUUUGGCUUUUUGGAACAGCUUGUGAUGGAGCCCACAAGGGACCAGGCUAUUCUGGACUUAGUGCUAUGUAAUGAGCCAGACUUUAUAAAAGACCUUUAAAGUAAGGGAACACUUAGGAGGCAGCGAUCAUAAUAUGGUAGAGUUCAGUCUGCAGUUUGAAAGAGAGAAGGCAAAAUCGGAUGUAAUGGUGUUACAGUUAAAUAAAUACAGGGGCAUGAGAGAGGAAUUGACGAAAAUCGACUGGAAGCAGAGCCUAGUGGGGAAGACUGUAGACCAACAAUGGCAGGAGUUUCUGGGUGUAAUUGAGGACACAGUACAGAGGUUCAUCCCAAAGAAAAGAAAGACUAUCCGGGGUGGAAUUUGACAGCCAUGGCUGACAAAGGAAGUCAGGAAAUACAUCAAAGACAACGAGACAGCCUAUAAAGUGGCCAAGAGCACUGGGAAAUCAGAAGAUUGGGAAGGCAACAAAAACAGAGGAUAACAAAGCGAGCAAUAAGAAAGGAGAGGAUCAAAUAUGAAGGAAGGCUACCUAGUAAUAUUAGAAAUGAUAGUAAAAGCUUCUUUCAAUACAUAAGAAACAAACAAGAGGCAAAAGUAGAUAUUGGGCCGCUCCAAAUUGAUGCUGGAAGGCUCGUGAUGGGAGGUAAGGAAAUAGCUGAAGAACUUAAUAAGUACUUUGCGUCAGUCUUCACAGUGGAAGACAUGAGUAGUAUGCCAACAAUUAGGGAGAGCCAGGAGGCAGAGUUGAGUAUGAUAGGCAUUACAAAAGAGCAAGUGCUAGAAAAGCUAAAAGGUCUAAAAAUUGAUAAAUCCCCUGGCCCCUAAGGGUUACAUCCUAGAGUUCUGAGGGAGGUGGCUGAGGAAAUAGCAGAGGCUUUGGUCAUGAUCUUUCAAAAGUCACUGGAGUCAGGGAAAGAUCCAAAUGAUUGGAAGAUUGCUGUUGUAACCCCCCCCACCCCCCGUUUAAGAAAGGAUCAAGGCAAAAGAUGGAAAAUUAUAGGCUGAUUAGCCUAACCUCGGUUGUUGGUAAAACUCUAGAAUCCAUUGUCAAGGAUGAGAUUUCUAAAUUCCUGGAAGUGCAGGGUCAGAUUAGAACAAGUCAGCUUGGAUUUUGUAAGGGGAGGUCGUGCCUGACAAACCUGUUAGAAUUCUUUGAAGAGGUAACAAGUAUGUUAGACCAGGGAAACCCAGUAGAUGUUAUCUAUCUAGACUUCCAAAAGGCCUUUGAUACGGUGCCUCACGGGAGGCUGUUGAGCAAGGUGAGAGCCCAUGGUGUUCGAGGUGAGCUACUGGCUUGGAUUGAGGAUUGGCUGUCUGACAGAAGGCGGAGAGUUGGGAUAAAAGGCUCUUUUUUGGAAUGGCAACCUGUGACGAGUGGUGUCCUGCAGGGUUCGAUGUUGGGGCCACAGCUGUUCACCUUAUACAUUAAUGACUUGGAUGAAGGAAUUGGGGCAUUCUGGCGAAGUUUGCCGAUGAUAGAAAGAUAGGUGGAUAGGCAGGUAGUACUGAAGAGGUGGGGAAGCUGCAGAAAGAUUUAGACAGUUUCGGAGAGUGGAACAAGAAAUGGCUGAUGAAAUUCAAUGUGAAUAAAUGUGAGGUUUUGCACUUUGGUAAAAAGAAUACAGGCAUGGACUAUUUUCUAAAUGGUGAGAAAAUUUUCAAAGCAGAAGUACAAAGGGAUCUGGGAGUGUUGGUCCAGGAUUCUCCUAAAGGUUAACUUGCAGGUAGAGUCCAUAAUUAAGAAAGCGAAUGUAAUGUUGUCGUUUAUCUCAAGACGGUUGGAAUAUAAAAGUAGCAAUGUGCUUCUGAGGCUUGAUAAAGCUCUAGUUAGGCCCCAUUUAGAAUAUUGUGUCCAAUUUUGGGCCCCACACCUCAGGAAGGACAUACUAGCGUGUCCAGCGGAAAUUCACACGGAUCAUCCCUGGAAUGGUAGGUUUAACAUAUGGUGAACGGCUAAGGAUCCUGGGAUUGUGCUCAUUAGAGUUUAGAAGGUUGAGGGGACGUCUAAUAGAAACUUACAAGGUAACGUAUGGUUUAGAAGGGCUGGACGCUGGGAAGUUAUUUCCGUUAGGCGGGGAGACUAGGACCCAUGGGCACAGCCUUAAAAUUAGAGGGGGUAAAUUUAAAACUGAAAUGAGAUGACAUUUCUUCAGCCAGAGAGUGGUGGGCUUGUGGAAUUCAUUGCCAUGAAGUGCAGUGGAGGCCAGGACGUUAGAUGCCUUCAAGGCAGAGAUCGACAAAUUCUUCAUCUCAGAUGGAAUCAAGGGCUCCAGGCAGAGUGCAGGGAAGUGGAGUUGAAAUGCCCAUCAGCCAUGAUUUCAAUGGUGGAGUGGACCUGAUGGGCCGAAUGGCCUUGCUUCCACUCCUAUGUCUUCCGGUCUAUGGUCAAUAUAGUCUCAGAUCUUGGUGAUUUUUCAUGGAAGAUUGAAUUCCCACAUAGAGCAACUUCAGCAAACCAGACUGAGGUUUAAUCAGUAGCAAACAUAGGAGCAGGAGUCAUCUAUUCAGACAUUCCAGCCUGUUCCUCCUGAACUUUCUCCUAUUUUCCUGAACUAUCCCCAUUUCCCUUCACUCUAUACGUUACAUUAAAGCAAACUGAAAAUGUCUGAGUUAAAAGUAUUCAGUGACUGAGAAUCCACAGCUCCUUGGAGUAGAGAUUUAGAGCACUUCGAAAAUUGCAUUUCACCUCUAAAAUGGUUAUCUCCUUAUCAUUUCAGUGGACCGAAUAAUGCCAGGGGGCAUUUGAGAAUUUAAAAGCAGGUGUUAAGCAUUGCAACAGUUUUAGCCAUGCCAAAUUUCUUGCCAAAGUCACCAUCAACGCAAGCGAUGUAGGUGUUGGAACUGUGUUGUUACAGGAUGAUGAUUGUGGAAUUGAAAGGCCAGUUGGUUAGUUAUCAAAAAAAAAAUAACCACCAGAAAAAGAAUUCAACCAUUGAAAAAGAAUUAUUGAGUUUGGUCAUGGCCUUAGAACAUCUCAAUAUUUACGUUGCAACCAAUGCAUCAGAGACGAUUGUGUACACCAAUCACCAUCCUUUGACUUUUCUGGAAAGUUUUAAGGACAAGAACAUCAGAGUAUUUCGCUGGAAAUAACAUUACAAGCAUUUAAUUUACAGAUUGUACAUGUUGCGGAUAAUGAAGGCAUUAUUGCAAAUGCUUUUAUCGCAGAUUUAAAAGAAAAAUGUUCAUCUAAGAUAGAAACAGUAGCGUUGAGUAAUAUAAAUAGAAUUUGUAUAAAAUGCGUAACUUCAGGUUAAUGAGCUAUGGAUCUAGUAAUAAUAGAGUUAAGGUUUUAAGAGAUUAUUCUCACAGCUGUCUGUGAUCUCCCAAUACGUUUGCCUCCCAAUUUCCCACUAAG
Messenger RNA from Stegostoma tigrinum, 7743 nucleotides. RefSeq names its product zinc finger protein 239-like. Gene Ontology annotation, molecular function: RNA polymerase II transcription regulatory region sequence-specific DNA binding; DNA-binding transcription factor activity, RNA polymerase II-specific. Gene Ontology annotation, biological process: regulation of transcription by RNA polymerase II. The coding region runs from base 576 to 1661 and encodes 361 amino acids. Lineage: Eukaryota; Metazoa; Chordata; Chondrichthyes; Orectolobiformes; Stegostomatidae. The record is from RefSeq and is a predicted model, not a curated record. Gene Ontology annotation, cellular component: nucleus. The transcript is spliced from 2 exons.